Molecule: messenger RNA, 1026 nt
Organism: Talaromyces stipitatus ATCC 10500
Lineage: Eukaryota; Fungi; Ascomycota; Eurotiomycetes; Eurotiales; Trichocomaceae
Exons: 3
Coding region: 46-1026 (326 amino acids)
Source: RefSeq, a predicted model, not a curated record
GAGACUGCAAGAAAUAACUAUUUUCUUAAUAUAUUUAUUGUCAAAAUGGCACCAUCAGAUCUAACAUUCACAACCUACACCGCUACCCAAGCCCAAACCUACGCCCAGACCCGCCUCUCCUAUCCACGUAAACUCUACGACACAGUCAUAAACCACCACACAAGCACAGGCGGAAACCUCAAUGUCCUUGCAGAUGUUGGUUGUGGUCCUGGUCGGGCGACUCGCGACCUAGCGGCUUCUUUUAAGGAGUUGGCAAUUGGUUUAGACCCUGGGGUAGAGAUGAUUGAGGCUGCUAGACGGCUAUGUGAAGAGUCGAAUCAUAGAGGUUGUAGGGUUGAAUUUGCCGUUUGUGCGGCUGAGGAUUGCGCGAGAGGAAUCAGAGAUGUCUUGUUUACAUCCAAUGGGGUUGAUGGUGGAGAGGAGGGGAGUGUGGAUUUAUUAACAGCUGCUAUGGCGGCACAUUGGUUCUCCAUGUCUGAGUUCUGGGCACAAGCUGCCCGGGUGGUGAAACCAAAUGGAACGGUGGCCUUAUGGACAUGCUCUUCACUCUACUGUCAUCCAUCAACUCCCAAUGCACCAGCGGUACAGAAAGUCCUUUUCCAUCUGGAACGCGACGUCCUCGCUCCGUACGAGCUACCGUCUAAUCGCAUCUCGCGAGACAUGUAUACGGAUCUUACACUACCAUGGCAAGUCAAUAAAAGCCUUGCAGAAUCAUUCCCAGAAUCAGCCUUCGUGCGCCUCGAAUGGGAUAAAGAUGGCGUCCUCAGCGACGGAAACGAAUUCUUCUCGACUACCCAUGAAGGAAAGAAAGGGGAAACGACAUUGAAUGACCUAGCGGCUAGUCUGGGCACAGCUAGUAUGGUGACGAGAUGGAGGAAGGCGAAUCCUGAUCUUGUGGGAACGGAGAGGGACUGCGUACGGAAGAUGUGUGCUGAGGUUAAGAGGGCUAUCGGUGUGAGUGCUGAUGAGAAUCCGACCUUGAAGGUUGGUACUUCGGUGGUUUUGUUGUUGUUUAAGAGGAAAUGA